Porites evermanni is the source of this 549-nucleotide messenger RNA. The record is from the annotation of a GenBank genome assembly. Lineage: Eukaryota; Metazoa; Cnidaria; Anthozoa; Scleractinia; Poritidae.
ACAUUUAAAGACAGUUCAUUAGUAGCAAGAGGUUUGAUGACAGCUUCAACUCGCACUUCAGCAACUGCCACUGCUACAAGAAGUGUAAGGUCCCCACUAGCUAUUUCAACUUCCAUCCAUACAGUGACAACAACAACAUCGGUUUUGGGCACCAGGGCCCCUUCACGAUCAGGUGGAACCUCAUUAGUGGCAAGGGGUAUGGUGACAGCUCCCAUACACGCUUCAGUGAAUGCCAUAGGGACAGGAAGGGACCAGAACAGCAGGGUGAGGUCUUCACCAGCUGUUUCGACGUCCACUCAUACCUCUGCAACUACUGCGGGGAUGAGAAGGGACCGGAACAGCACAGUGAGGCCUUCAUCAGCUGUUUCAACCUCCACUCGUACCUCUGCAACGGAUACAGGGACGGGAAGGGAUCGGAGUAACAGGGUGAGGUCUCCACCACCUGUAUCAACCUCCACUCGUACCUCUGCAACUGAUACAGGGACGGGAAGGGAUCGGAGUAACAGGGCGAGGUCUCCAUCACCUGUAUCAACCUCCACUCAUACCUCU